AUGGACGAGUCUGAAGUGUUGAGGAAAAUCUUCACCGACUAUCAUCCAGGCAUUCGUCCCAAACUACAGCCUGACUACAUCACAAACGUCACUAUACGUAUAGUCAUUACGUCCAAAAGCGACCUUAUCUCGUCCGAACGACGUAUGGUAGUGCUAAACUCUGAUGGUUCCAUUCUUCAGUCUUCUCCUCAGGUUGUCUCACAUCCAUGUGAAAUCGACGUCGUUGACUUUCCUUACGACACUCAAACUUGCCGAUUAGCUCUCGGCUCAUGGCAAUACGAUACAGGCUCUUUGCAGAUCCAAACUACUGACGACAAUUACGAUUUUUCCGAAGAUAUCACCGGCAACAGCGAAUGGAAGUUAGAGGGCUUGUCGUCCAAAUUGACCCUCGAUGCUACGUAUGAAGAAGCUGACUUUCAAGUGGUGAGUUGA
Messenger RNA from Haemonchus placei, 432 nucleotides. NCBI's taxonomy places the organism in Eukaryota, Metazoa, Nematoda, Chromadorea, Rhabditida, Trichostrongylidae. The record is from the annotation of a GenBank genome assembly.